AUGUCUCUCAGCUGGUGCUGGUUCUUGGUCUUGGUCGGGGUGUGGUGGCUGCGACUGAUGCUCGUGGUGGCCGAGGAGCAGCAGGGGGGAGGCUGCUCGGCCAAGAUGUGUGGCAAUGUCAUCAUCUUCCAUCCGUUCUGGCUCACAGACAUAGAGAUGGGAAGAUCAUGCGGUUCUGCUUCCUACCAGGACUUCGAUGUUGCCUGUCUUAACCGCAGUCAUCCAACUCUACGGAGCUCUGUACUCUUCAACAUCGGCUUUGAAAUCCUCAGCAUCUCUUACGACCAACGCAGCUUGUAUGCGGUUGAUCUGGACAAGCUGGAUUUAUGUCGUGCCCGCAACAGCUGCCAUGUACCGAUCUGGAACACCUCAGUCAAACUGAACGGCCCAUUUAGGAUCGACCCCGGCAACCUGAACCUCAUCCUGUACAACUGCACGGCGGCAGCGGCGGCCUCGGCACGUUGGGACAGAGGCCUCGUGCAGACGAGCGUGAGAUGCGCGAACGAGUGGGAGGUGCUUGUCCGCGCGGGAGUACCUCACGACGCCACAGGGGACUACGCCGGCUAUGCAUUGGAAGGCUGCGCUGCUACCGUCGUGCCCGUGUCGGGCUCGUCGGCGGGGCCGGGGAUAAACGGGAGCGGCUACGAGCAGCUCUUGAACGAUGGCUUCCGCUUGACAUGGAGUAGCCCGCCUCAGCCCACUCUCCUUCCACGUAAGUUCACUUCUUUGAUAUCAGCAGCUGCAGCACUGCUCUUCCCAUGUAUUUAUGUGCUGAUAUGGUAUAUGACGGGUAAAAGAAACUGGUUUCUUCUCUGGAAAAAGAAAAGCAGCAGCGCUGAAAGGCAAUAUGAGGCCAUGAUAGCGUCGUAUGGAUCACUUGCUCCAAAAAGAUACACAUACUCAGAGGUAAUGAAGAUGACGUCUUCUCGCCAUAAGCAGCUUGGUCAAGGUGGUUAUGGUGUCGUUUUCGAAGGAAAGGUACCUGAUGGUCAUCUGGUUGCUGUGAAAUUCUUGCACGACUGCAAAGGGAAUGGGGAGGAGUUUGUGAAUGAGGUUAUGAGCAUUGGCAGGACCUCUCAUGUCAAUGUUGUUAGCCUGUUUGGAUUUUGUUUGGAGGGAUCAAAACGAGCUCUUAUAUAUGAGUACAUGUGCAAUGGUUCCUUGGAUAGAUACAUUUACUCAGACAACCCAAAAGAAAUUUUAGGAUGGGAGAGGCUGUAUGCGAUAGCGAUUGGGAUAGCCCGUGGACUGGAAUAUUUGCACCAUAGUUGUAAUACACGGAUCAUUCAUUUUGACAUUAAGCCUCAAAAUAUCCUUCUAGACAAGGAUUUUUGUCCAAAAAUUGCCGAUUUUGGUCUUGCAAAACUGUGCCGUAACAAGGAGAGCAAGCUUUCAAUGAUUGGUGCUAGAGGUACAAUUGGAUUCAUUGCUCCAGAAGUUCACUCACGAAACUUUGGACUUGUUUCAACAAAGUUAGAUGUUUAUAGUUAUGGAAUGAUGUUGCUAGAGAUGGUUGGAGGCAGGAAAAAUGUGAAAUCAAUGGCUGAAAAAUCAAGCGAAAAAUAUUUCCCAGAUUGGAUUUAUGAUCACUUUGCUCAAGACGAUGGAUUAGAAGCAUGUGAAGUUACAAAUGAUAUUGAGGAAAUUGCAAGUAAGAUGACCCUGAUUGGCUUGUGGUGCAUACAAGUAUUACCUGUGUAUCGUCCUAGUAUAACAAAAGUGGUAGAAAUGUUCGACAAAAGCUUAGAUGACAUGGCCAUGCCACCGAAGCAAAACUUCAGUGGACUACUGAUCGCCUCCGACAACCUGAACCUCAUCUUGUACAGAUGCACGCAGGCCGCAGCGGCGGCUGUGAUACAUCGGGACAGAGAGCUGGUGCAGACGAGGAUGAGGUGCGAGAACAAAAGCGAGGUGUUUGUUCGUGCAGGAGACCAUUACAACGAGAUGAGCAGCUACGGCAGCUACAAGGGCUGCGACGCUGCCGUCAUGCCUGUGCUGCGCUCGUCAGGCGAGGCAAACGCGGACAACUACGAGCAGCUCAUCAACAAUGGCUUCCUCCUGACAUGGAAGCGCCCUCUUUCUACACCUGCACGUGCAACCUGCGACCGCACGCUUGUGAUCUAA
Messenger RNA from Triticum aestivum (bread wheat), 2124 nucleotides. Its product is annotated as probable receptor-like protein kinase At5g39030. Gene Ontology annotation, biological process: protein phosphorylation. Bases 1 to 2124 code for a protein of 707 amino acids. Gene Ontology annotation, molecular function: polysaccharide binding; protein kinase activity; ATP binding. Lineage: Eukaryota; Viridiplantae; Streptophyta; Magnoliopsida; Poales; Poaceae. The record is from RefSeq and is a predicted model, not a curated record. The transcript is spliced from 4 exons.